AUUAAGUAAGAGGCACGUGAUAUUUUAUUAAAAGGAGUGACAGUUUUUCCUUACACUGAUCUGUCUGCAAGACACUUCUGAAAAUAUAACCAACAUGAAGGUCCUUGUAACUGUGGCAUUUUUAUAUGUGACUGUUGCCAUCACAGAGAGUGCCAUUCUUGGUGUUUAUCCUUCCAGGGGAAAUAGCAGAGCUUGUGGUAAAGCCAAUAAUACCAUACCAUAUUAUUUUGGAGAAACUGACCUGGCCUGCAUGAACUUUGGAAUUAAUCGAAUUACACGCCAACGUCGCACAGCACCCAGCAGAUUUACCUUCAAGUUUUCCCACCGAUGGAUCUAUACUGCAGGGGUGUUCCUAGAAUUUGGCAACCGAAUAGGUCGUGAUGCAGCUCUAGUUAAAACAGACUACCCCAACCUCGGUAAUGUCUGUACAAUGACAAUAGAAAAAGUUCCAGCUGGCUACACUCGACUCAGCCCAGGGUGUAUUAAAAGCUGCAUAAGAAACUAUGUGGACAAGUUUGGAAAUUACAACUUCUACAGAAACAACUGUCACCACUUUGUGAACAAGGUGUCCAUUUUGCUGUGUUUGGGAAGGAAAUGUCCAAAGUGGUGUAAAUACAUGCCAGAAGACGAUGGGGUUAUUGAUGAAGAAAAUGAGAAAGAGAUAGAAUUAGCCAUGGACGAAGUGGAUAGAGAGAAAGUAGAGAACCCCCACUAACUGCAGGUUAAGAAGAACAGAAUCACAACAGAGAGUUUGCCAGACUCAUCCAAACUUAAAGCAUCCGACGAUUUCUAUCAUACAAAACAAAUGAUUAUACCUAUUCUUACAGUGGAUUUGUUAAACAUAUCAUUCUUGAAUAUAAAAAAUAAAAUUAUUUGACUCGCA
Messenger RNA from Ostrea edulis (European flat oyster), 883 nucleotides. RefSeq lists its product as uncharacterized. The record is from RefSeq and is a predicted model, not a curated record. Lineage: Eukaryota; Metazoa; Mollusca; Bivalvia; Ostreida; Ostreidae. The transcript has 3 exons. The coding region runs from base 95 to 715 and encodes 206 amino acids.